UCAAGCGCUUGGCCUUCCCGAACCCCUUUUGUCCAUCUUCUGUAUCCCCCAUUCUCCCUCCCUUUGGUUGCUUAGCACACGCAGGAAACAACACAAAACGAGCAUUUUAUCUCCUUUCCCAUAUUUUCUCAGCAACCAAACAACACCCCCUCCUCAGUCCAACACCAACACCAACACAAACACCAACACCAUGGAAGUGGAGGUCAAGCUCCGGCUCCCAGACUCCGGCUCCCACCAAAAGCUCUCCUCCCUCCUCUCCCCCUUCCACACCAAAACCCUAAUCCAAGAAAACGUCUUCUUCGACGGCUCCAAUUCCGAGCUCUCCUCCAACCUCGCCGUCCUCCGCCUCCGCUUCUCCAACCUCACCAACAACAGCACUAACAAUCCCCACUCUGUCCUCUCUCUCAAGGCCAAACCCGUAAUUUCCGACGGCAUCAGCCGCGUAGAAGAGGUCGAAGAGCCCCUGGACUCCACCCUCGCCCGCGCUUGCAUCGCCGAGCCCUGGCGCCUCUUGUCGGUGGACUCGUCGUCAAUAAUCCGGAGAGUGAAGGAAGAAUUCGGGGUCGCAGGGCUCGUGUGCUUGGGCGGCUUCAGGAAUGUGAGGGCGGUGUAUGAAUGGCAAGGAUUGAAGCUCGAGAUCGACGAGACGGGCUACGAUUUCGGGACGUGCUACGAGGUUGAGUGCGAGAGCGCCGAUCCGGAGAGGGUUAAGCUGUUGAUUGAGAGGUUUUUGGAGGAGAAUGGGAUCGGGUUUUCGUAUUCCGAGAUGUCAAAAUUCGCGAUUUUUCGGUCCGGGAAGUUGCCGUCGUAACCUCCGUUAAAAUUUCGGUUGCCAUAUUUUGAUGGGAAUUAGUAAAAAAGGAAAACAAAUCUUUCCUACUUCCUAUAUCUGUUUCUUUUAGAUGUGAGGUCAUACUUUGGUGUAUCUUUUAAUGGUUGUUUUCACCUUAUAUUAUUCGGCACUAUCUUUUUUUUCUUCUUUCUUUUUUGAGAAAUUAU
Molecule: messenger RNA, 999 nt
Organism: Corylus avellana
Lineage: Eukaryota; Viridiplantae; Streptophyta; Magnoliopsida; Fagales; Betulaceae
Source: RefSeq, a predicted model, not a curated record